AUUUAAAGUUGUCACAGUCUUGUCUUUUAAGACAUACAAUGAAAUGAUGAAUUUACUUCCAACAUCAUGCUAGUUGCCCUUCACCAUUUUUCAUUCCCAUUUUCAUAAAUCAUAAAACCCCAUUUUCAACAUUCAUUUCUCAAUUUCACUUCAUCUUAUUCAAAAUCAAUUCAACAUGGCAAAGCAAUUAGAACCGUGGCACGACCUCGCCGGAAAAGUGGUCCUUGUCACCGGUGCAUCAGCCGGACUCGGCCGUGAUUUCUGCCUCGAUCUCGCUGGUGCUGGAUGUAAUGUGAUUGCGGCGGCUCGUCGUGUAGAUCGUUUACAGUCAUUGUGUGAUGAAAUCAAUGGAAAGGAUGGAAGGCUCCGUGCUGUUGCGGUGGAGCUUGAUGUGGCGGCUGAUGGUGGAGCUAUAGAGAAGUAUGUGCAGAAGGCAUGGGAGGCUUUUGGACAUAUUGAUGCGUUGAUCAAUAAUGCUGGUGUUAGAGGAAAUGUGAGUUCACCUUUAGAAUUGACCGAGGAGGAAUGGAAUAAUGUCUUUAGAACAAACAUAACAGGUGCAUGGUUGGUAUCAAAAUAUGUAUGCAAACUGAUGCGUGAUUCAAAGAGGAAAGGGUCAAUUAUCAAUAUUUCUUCAAUUGCUGGCCUAGAAAGGGGGCAAGUGCCCGGUGGAACUGCAUAUGCUUGUUCAAAGGCAGGCGUGAACAUGCUCACAAAGGUAAUGGCAUUGGAAUUGGGGGCACACAAAAUCAGAGUGAAUUCAAUAUCACCAGGACUUUUCAAAUCUGAAAUUACUGAAAGUUUGAUGAAGAAAGAUUGGCUAAACAAUGUAGCCAAGAGAACAGUGCCAUUAAGAGAAUGGGGCACUUCAAAUCCAGCAUUAACCAAAAUUGUUCGCUACUUAAUUCAUGAUUCUUCUGAAUAUGUGACAGGAAAUAUAUUUAUUGCUGAUGCUGGUGCUACCUUACCAGGCUUUCCUAUUUAUUCUUCACUAUGAAUCCGGUCAUAAUUUUUUAGUGAUAGAAUAUCCAAUUUUUCUCUAAAAUUUCUUUCUUCUUCAUUCACGAGGAGGGGUGGUUUUAGGUCAUUU
This is a messenger RNA of Medicago truncatula (barrel medic), 1090 nucleotides long. Its product is annotated as 3-oxoacyl-[acyl-carrier-protein] reductase FabG. NCBI's taxonomy places the organism in Eukaryota, Viridiplantae, Streptophyta, Magnoliopsida, Fabales, Fabaceae. The coding region runs from base 176 to 997 and encodes 273 amino acids. The transcript is spliced from 3 exons. Gene Ontology annotation, molecular function: oxidoreductase activity. The record is from RefSeq and is a predicted model, not a curated record.